This is a messenger RNA of Rosa chinensis, 1233 nucleotides long. Its product is annotated as monooxygenase 2. The record is from RefSeq and is a predicted model, not a curated record. The transcript is spliced from 4 exons. Lineage: Eukaryota; Viridiplantae; Streptophyta; Magnoliopsida; Rosales; Rosaceae. The coding region runs from base 1 to 756 and encodes 251 amino acids. Gene Ontology annotation, molecular function: FAD binding.
AUGAAAAUAUGCAGUGAUGCAGCUGGACCGAGAUCAGUACACCGGAAAGCCUUGCUCGAGGCAUUGGCAGGUGAAUUACCGGUUCAUUUGAUCCGUUUCUCUUCCAAGAUCUCUUCUAUUGAAACACAACAACAUGAAGGUUCAUCCGUUGCCAUUGUUCACGUGGAAAAUGGAACUGUCAUUAAAGCAAAAUUUCUCAUAGGGUGUGACGGGGUUCACUUAGUGGUGUCACGCUGGUUAGGACUCCGUGAGCCAGUCCUUUCAGGACGAUCAGCUGCUCGUGGCUUGGCUGUGUAUCCUCAAGGCCAUGGACUCGAGCAGAAGGUGCGACAGUAUGUAGGAUCAGGCAGAAGGGCUGGCUUCGUUCCCCUCACCGACAAAGAGAUCUACUGGUUCUUCACUGUCACAUCUCCAGCUAAAGGGACCUCCCUAGCGAGAGAUGCCGAAGAUAUACAAAAAGAAGUACUUGAGAAUUAUGCCAAGGACCUCCCACCUAUAUUCUUAGAUGUUGUGCAGCACACAGAUCUUUCGACAUUAACAUGGGCUCCAUUAAUGUUUAGAUAUCCCUGGAACGUAGUAUUUGGCAACUUAAGCAAGCAAAACAUCACUGUGACCGGCGAUGCCAUGCACCCCAUGACACCUGACCUAGCACAGGGGGGUUGCUCAGCAUUAGAAGAUGCAGUGAUCUUAGGCAGGCAUAUUGGGACGUACAUCCUUUGUACAGAACGGACGUGUACUUGUACCGAACGAGAUUAGUCAAGUACUGGGUAAAUAUGUGGAAGAAAGAAGGUGGCGCGUCGCUUUGUUGAUCACAGGGUCAUAUAUAGCAGGAUGGGUGCAGCAGGGAGGAUCUGGAUGGGGUAUGAAAUUCUUGAGAUAUUCCAUAUUUUACAAAUUCCUUUUCCUUAAGAUGGUUAUAUACGUAAACUAUGACUGUGGGAAACUCGACUUCUAGUACACAUUUCAUUCAUUGUGGAGAAAUUGACCUCCUCCCAAGCAGCCAAAAUAUAUAGGUUGAUGAUUCUUCUACACAAUGCGAUCUCGAGUGCAGGCUAUAGAAUAAAGAAGUUGUACGUACCAAGUACCAACUGAUUAGUGAGACCUACGAAGAGCCAAUGUAGUAAUGCAGUCCUGCUCAGGUGAUCUUGAUUAUGUACUCAACCGUGCUUAAUUGUUGUUGGAUUCAAUGGUGAAAAAUAAUAAGGCAGUUAGAAUGCUCAUUAAGAUUACUAG